Molecule: messenger RNA, 606 nt
Organism: Exophiala viscosa
Lineage: Eukaryota; Fungi; Ascomycota; Eurotiomycetes; Chaetothyriales; Herpotrichiellaceae
Exons: 1
Coding region: 1-606 (201 amino acids)
Molecular function (GO): gamma-glutamylcyclotransferase activity
Source: RefSeq, a predicted model, not a curated record
AUGAAGCCAUCAACAAACACCGCUGGUGUUGUUGAUCCGGAGGCUGGUAGAACAGCACCAGAAGUGUACACAGAACAAGAAUCUUCAUUAACAACAACGACCGGCUUCUCCUGCGUAUAUUUCGGGUAUGGUUCAAAUCUGUCGCCGCGAACCAUGAAACAACGCUGUCCGGACUCACUCUUCAUCGGUCUUGCGGAGCUCAAAGACUGGAAAUGUAUCAUCAACGAGACUGGGUACGCCAACAUCAUUCCAUCGCCAGGAGACGUUGUGUACGGCAGUCUCUGCUUCCUCAGCAAACGUGACGAGAUGGCUCUGGACGAAAGCGAAGACGUGCCUUGGCUCUACGAGAAGCAAAGCUUGCCCGUCAAGCGCAUCCUCAGUGACGCAGAGAAGUUUUCUGACUGGGCUGAGGAAGGCGGUGUGGAAGUUCAGGCCAUGACUUAUGUUGAUGUCCAGCGCAAAGUCGCGGGCAACAUCGAACGCGAGUAUGUGGUUUGGAUCAAGAAGGCCGCGGAGGACGGGAUGAAGUGUGGCAUGCCGUCUUCGUACGUGGAAAAGUACAUCAUGCCAUUCCUGCCAGAGACGAUAAAGACUUGGAGGAUAUAG